Loa loa (African eye worm) is the source of this 366-nucleotide messenger RNA. RefSeq lists its product as hypothetical. The record is from RefSeq and is a predicted model, not a curated record. Bases 1 to 366 code for a protein of 121 amino acids. The transcript has 3 exons. Lineage: Eukaryota; Metazoa; Nematoda; Chromadorea; Rhabditida; Onchocercidae.
AUGUGCACUAAAAAAUGCAUACCAUGCCAUCGUUGUGGCUCAUCGAUGAAAUUUUUCAUGCGUCGCGUAAAAUAUCUCAAUACUGUAAAGGAAUAUCCAGCAUAUCGUUGUAUGAAAAAAAAAUGUCAAACAUUCCGAUCACCUCGUACGUUAGCACGUGAAUGCAAUAUGCUAUUACGUCAAGGUUUUGGUGAUGGAAGAUUCAUGAGUGUAGCACCAACAACCAAUGCCACCAGACAACUUAAAGAAGCAUUUCCUGACCACUUCAAUAAGCAAGAAAUGGAUAAUUUGCCAGGAUUUUCAACCACUUUUAGAGAUGAUCUUGAUGGUAUAUUUAUAUUUGGCUUACUUACAAUAAUAAUUUAG